UCGAGGGACUGGGAAAGAGCGGAUACUUCCUGUGUUGCUGCUGCUGCUGCGGUUACUGACCUAGAGAUGCGCGGAGGGGGAGAGAAAUGGAGUUUCAGUGAAGACUAAAGUAACGGACAGACUUCAACCCAAAAAGGAUCCAACGAAGAUAUUCGGUUGAAGCUACAUCAAGUUGCGAAACAGAUUAUUUUCAAGGUGACUGGCUUGAAAUGAAGCUGCUGAAACCAAGUUGGGUCAGUCACAAUGGAAAACCAAUAUUUUCAGUCGACAUCCAUCCUGAUGGAACCAAGUUUGCUACUGGUGGCCAAGGGGAGGACUCUGGGAAGGUGGUCAUUUGGAACAUGGCGCCAGUGCUCCGGGAGGAGGAUGAGAAGAAUGAGAACAUUCCCAAGAUGCUCUGCCAGAUGGACAAUCAUCUAGCUUGUGUAAAUUGUGUCCGCUGGUCCAACAAUGGCCUGUACCUGGCCUCAGGUGGAGACGACAAAUUGGUUAUGGUGUGGAAACGAGCAGCGUUCAUUGGCCCCAGCACGGUCUUUGGAUCCAGCAGUAAGCUUGCCAAUGUGGAGCAGUGGCGAUGCGUGACCAUUCUAAGAAAUCAUACUGGAGAUGUAAUGGAUGUGGCAUGGUCCCCACAUGAUGUGUGGUUGGCCUCCUGCAGUGUGGACAACACCAUCGUCAUCUGGAACGCGCGCAAAUUUCCAGAGAUUAUAACUUCGCUGAAGGCUCACACUGGCCUGGUGAAGGGGCUCACGUGGGAUCCUGUGGGGAAGUACAUCGCCUCUCAGGCGGACGACCGCAGCCUGAAAGUGUGGAGGACCAUGGACUGGCAGCUGGAAACUAAUAUCACCAAGCCCUUCAACGAGUGCGGUGGGACCACUCAUGUGCUCCGUCUCAGCUGGUCUCCCGACGGACAGUACCUGGUGUCCGCUCACGCCAUGAACAACUCCGGCCCCACCGCUCAGAUCAUCGAGAGGGACGGCUGGAAGACCAACAUGGACUUUGUCGGACACAGGAAGGCCGUCACCGUCGUGAAAUUCAAUCCCAAGAUCUUUAAAAAGAAGCAGAAGAAUGGGAGCUCUCAGAAGGGCAGCGGGCCCUACUGCUGCUGUGCUGUGGGGAGCAAAGACCGCUCCCUCUCCGUAUGGGUAAGGAAGGAACAUCACUCCUUGGUUGUGAUCCAUGACCUGUUUGACAAAUCCAUCAUGGACAUUUCAUGGACAUUGAAUGGGAUGGGAAUCCUGGUAUGCUCCAUGGAUGGCACUGUGGCAUUCCUGGAUUUUAACUUGGAUGAGCUGGGAGACCCCCUCAAUGAGGAGGAGAAGAACUCCAUUCAUCAGAACAUCUAUGGUAAGAGCCUGGCCAUCACCAACACCGAGGCCCAGCUCUCCACCACCAUCAUAGAGAACCCCGAGAUGCUCAAGUACCAGCCCGACCGACAAGGGGGUGAGCGGGCCGGAGCGAUGCCAAUCGCUGGCCAUGAGAACCAGACUCCCAAGCUCACCAACGUGGUCAACGGAGAGUCCCUCGAGGACAUCCGUAAGAAUCUGCUGAAGAAGCAAGUGGAGACCAGGACAGCAGAUGGCCGGCGGAGGAUUACCCCCUUGUGCAUCGCACAGCUUGACACAGGGGAUUUCUCUCCGGCCCUGUUCAACAGCGCGCCCAUCCUGCCCGGCUCCAGCAUGUCCAACCAGCUGACCCCGCAGCUCUCGUCCGAGUCCAACGCCUCCAACUCCCUGGGCCUGCGCCCGCUCCAGGACACGUCGCCGGGCAAGGGCGAGGACAACAAAGACGGUGCCGCCCUGGCUACUAAUUCCAUCGGCAUGAAGGCCGGCCUGUUCCCCCCCGCCACCAAGAUGGAGCCCAUGAAGGCUCUGGACUCAAGGUUCACCGAAAGGUCAAAAGCCACACCAGGACUCACAAUCACCUCCACUCCUGUAGGCAUGACCCCACUGGACAGAGCUAAAGACAGCAGCACUUUGAAGGACUCCAAGCUGAAGGACGACACGAGCAGCGACAGCGAGGAGAAGAUUACCAUAAAGUCGUUCUCGGCGCCCAAGAGGAAGGUGGAGAUGGAGGGAGGGGAGGUGGUGGAGAAGAGGAAGAAGGGCCGGCCCAGGAAAGACAACAAGAUGAUGAUGCCCCUGUCUCAGCCCUUCCCACAGACUCCCGUGGUGGUGGAGAAGGAGCCGGCUCGAGCAGCAACAGCAGGAGUAGCCGCAGCAGUAGCUGCUCCGGCCGCCGUGCAGCUCAAACUGCCCACACCAUCAGCGCAGAAGUCCUUCACCCAUCAGGUGAGCGCGGACCCCUCUGUGUACCUGGAGGUGGAGAACGAGGUGUCGUCGGUCGCCGGGGCGCGGCUCAGCCAGGUGCGCUGCACCAGGGACGGCCGUGAGUGGGACGGCCUGCUGCCCAGCCGCAUCCUCAUCGCCAGCGGCAGCCUUGAGGUGGUGGCGGUUGCGUGUGAGGACCGCACGCUGUCGGUGUUCUCGUCGUGUGGCCGGCGGCUCAUCCCGUCCAUCCUGCUGCCGGCCCCGGUCUCCGCCCUGCACUGCUCCGGCUGGUUCGCCAUGGCGCUGACCGCCGCCGCCACGCUCUCCGUCUGGGACGUGCAAAAACAGAUGGCACUUGUCAAGAACGAAUCCCUGCACACCAUCCUCUCAGGCUCUGGCACCAGUGUCACCCAGUCCCUGCUCACCCAGCAGGGCGUUCCUGUCAUCGGCCUCUCUAAUGGGAAGUCCUACUGCUUCAGCUCCUCCCUGGGGACCUGGAAUCUGAUUGCUGACAAGCAGGACUCGUUGGUGCAGUGUGCCGACUUCAGGAACUGUCUGACUUCCCAGGAUGCACUGGGCUCCACGGGGCCCUUGGCCAUCAUGCAGGGCCGCAACAUCAGCGCUGGUCGCCUGGCCUCCAGACUGUCGUCCACGCCCCAUCACCUGCAGCAGGGCAUGACCCUGGCCUUCCUGGAGAACCAGCUGGCGUCGGCCCUCACGCUGGCCUCGGCGCCCGAGUACCGCCACUGGCUCAUCGUCUACACGCGCUUCCUCGUCAACGAGGGCUAUGAGCAGCGGUUGCGUGAGCUGUGUAAAGACCUUUUGGGACCAGUCCACAAAUCCACUGGCAGCUCCUGGGAGCCCACUAUCCUGGGCCAGCGGAAGAGGGAUCUCCUGCACGAGGUUCUCCCCGUCAUCGGCCAGAACCUGCGCUUCCAGAGGCUCUUCACGGAGUACCAGGACCAGCUGGAGCUGCUCCGGAACAAAUAGCACUUUUUUCUUCUCCUCCGUUGCUCCGUCGCUCCUGAAGAGUCUUGGAGAAGGAAAAAAAAACCCUGUCCCCCUACCCCCACCCCCACGCGUUUAACAGCCUGGGCCCGUUAGCCGACAGACUGCCCGCGUUUGGUGCUCUUUCCUGGGAUAUGUGCCUCGCCCCACCCCCCCCUCCCCUCUCUCCAUCCAGCCCCUAUGGCAGCCUCCCUGACCCAAAGGAAAGCACUGUCCAUAGGAUGGUGAUGAACCUGGUUCAAAUUAAUUCUCUGAAUAGUAAUAAUGCUGAUAUUAUUAUUAAUAAGAAGAAUAAUGAUAAUAAUGGUGAUAAUACUAAACUAUGGUCAUUUUUUCUUCUUUUUUUAUUGUCUAAUAAAAUGUGUACAAAGAAAAUGGUGCCAAUGAUGUAUAGAAUUGACAGAUGAUGACGAUCCCUGUAUAAGUUGUACUGGGCAGAGUCUGCUAAGACCUCCUGCCCCCCCUGCGUCAUCAGUCACCCCUCAGCCUGCCCUCGCCCCCCCCCCCCCCACCCCCACCCGCGCUCAUCACACCCAUGCAGCUCUGCACCCCCUCACCUCCACCUCCACAUACACACACACACACACACACACAGACGAUCAGAUCCUGGUGAAGAUGCCCCCCAUGGAAUCAUUCGGGCGGCAGACAUGGAAGCGAUUAGAGAAGAGGGAGGGGGGGGUCCAAGCGGAACUCCAGGAGGUGUUCUGAGCCAUCGCCUCCUGCUGCCGAAAAGUGCCCCCCCCCCCUCCUCCCCCCCUGCCCCUCAAAGGAAUGAGAAGAGCUCGAAGAUCGCUAGGACUGGACACUGUUGGACACUUGUGACCGCACUAAAGGGGGGCUGUGGGGGUGGGACUUGUUCCCUGGAGACUACAGACUAUGCCCUUUGCUCCACUCUUGCCCUAACCCUCCCCUCUUUGUACAGCUUCUCUCUGUUAGACAUUUGUAAAUGUUUGUAUAAGACAUUUUCUUUGUUUUUUCUUUGUUUUGUUUUUUUCUUUUUUUUUCAGUUUUCUAUGAAACGGGGGCAAAGCUACAGUUAGAAAAAAAAAUAAACAAUUGACCAAUGUUAUGGCCUGUGCUUUGAA
Molecule: messenger RNA, 4363 nt
Organism: Sardina pilchardus (European sardine)
Lineage: Eukaryota; Metazoa; Chordata; Actinopteri; Clupeiformes; Clupeidae
Product: protein HIRA
Exons: 25
Coding region: 210-3260 (1016 amino acids)
Biological process (GO): regulation of DNA-templated transcription; DNA-templated transcription; chromatin remodeling
Cellular component (GO): nucleus; chromatin; HIR complex
Molecular function (GO): protein binding; nucleosome binding
Source: RefSeq, a predicted model, not a curated record